CAUGGCUAGCACACACAAUGUGACAGAGUUUAUUUUUCUGGGACUUUCUCCCGAUCCGAAGGUGCAGAAAGUCUGCUUUGUGAUAUUUCUGCUCUUGUACACAGCCAUUGUGCUGGGGAACUUCAUCAUUGUGCUCACCGUCAUGACCAGCAGAAGCCUCGGCUCCCCCAUGUACUUCUUCCUCAGCUCCCUGUCCUUUGUGGAGAUCUGCUACUCCUCUACCACAGCCCCCAAACUCAUCUCAGAUUUGCUGGCUGACAGAAAAGCUAUAUCUCUGUGGGGCUGCAUGUCACAGGUUUUCUUUACCCACUUCUUUGCCGGCGCUGAGAUGUUCUUGCUCACUGUGAUGGCCUAUGACCGCUACGUGGCCAUCUGUAAGCCCCUCAACUAUGCCACCAUCAUGAAUGGGCAGGUGUGUGCCUUCCUGGUGGGAGUAGCAGGCGCAGGGGGCUUUGUGCAUUCCUCGGCCCAAAUCCUCCUCAUUUUCCGCCUGCCCUUCUGUGGCCCCAACGUGAUUGAUCACUACUUCUGUGAUGUGCUUCCCCUGCUCAAGCUUGCCUGCUCUGACACUUUCCUGAUUGGUCUGCUGAUGGUUGCCAAUGGGGGGACCCUGACUGUGAUCAGCUUCCUGGUCCUCUUAGCCUCCUAUGUAGUCAUCUUGCUCCAUCUGAGGACUCAAAGCUCUGAGGGGCGGCGCAAGGCCCUCUCCACCUGUGGGUCCCACAUCGCCGUGGUUACCCUGUUCUUUGGGCCCUGCCUCUUCAUCUAUCUGAGGCCUUCCACCAUCCUGCCUGUGGACAAGGUGGUAGCUGUGUUCUACACAGUGAUCACCCCACUCCUGAACCCUGUCAUCUACUCCUUGAGAAAUGCUGAGAUGAAGAAAGCCGUGAAGAGGCUGUGGAUCAGGACAGUGAAACUAGAGGAGAAAUAGAGUCUGAGUCUUGGUGUUGAUCCUGGGGUUUAGAAUGAUGUUGAGUCCAAACUGAGGC
This is a messenger RNA of Phacochoerus africanus (Common warthog), 989 nucleotides long. RefSeq names its product olfactory receptor 4X2-like. Gene Ontology annotation, cellular component: membrane. NCBI's taxonomy places the organism in Eukaryota, Metazoa, Chordata, Mammalia, Artiodactyla, Suidae. Gene Ontology annotation, biological process: G protein-coupled receptor signaling pathway. Gene Ontology annotation, molecular function: G protein-coupled receptor activity; olfactory receptor activity. The record is from RefSeq and is a predicted model, not a curated record. The coding region runs from base 2 to 931 and encodes 309 amino acids. The transcript has a single exon.